This is a messenger RNA of Schizosaccharomyces japonicus yFS275, 1391 nucleotides long. RefSeq names its product XP-A family Rhp14. The record is from RefSeq and is a predicted model, not a curated record. Lineage: Eukaryota; Fungi; Ascomycota; Schizosaccharomycetes; Schizosaccharomycetales; Schizosaccharomycetaceae. Bases 271 to 1152 code for a protein of 293 amino acids. The transcript has a single exon. Gene Ontology annotation, molecular function: zinc ion binding; damaged DNA binding. Gene Ontology annotation, cellular component: nucleus; nucleotide-excision repair factor 1 complex. Gene Ontology annotation, biological process: nucleotide-excision repair involved in interstrand cross-link repair; nucleotide-excision repair; UV-damage excision repair.
CACCGAACGCCGAGUAUUCAUUAACCACCAUGCCACCGUAGAAAUUGGCACUUUUAUUGAAUACACGUUAAUUGUGCUUUAUAAACAUAAUAGGGCUGUUUCUAGUAUUGUUGACUUGCCUAUCGACAUCUGCUGGUCCUUUUCACUAUCGACAGUAUUUUUUUAACGACAACGAAGCAAAUCUAUACUUCAACUGUAAUUAAAGCUUAUACCCUGCAGAAUUUGGAAUCACGGAGUGUCACUCUCGUUUCAUUUUAUUUUUUGGCGAAAAUGACUGAGAAGGAAGACGUUAAAGACACGACAACUCAUGCCCCUCCCACAAUCGUGGAGCAGAGAGCAGAAAUCGAGCGUCUCAAACAGCUUGCGGGCGUCGAGGAAGUAGAAGUGAACGGUCCUGCCGAAGGAGAUCCAAACGCCAAAAGGCAAAGAACAAGCAAAACGGUCGUUACGGAGGAAUACAUUCAGUUUGAUUUCUCCAAAGUAAAAGACACAAAAGGUGGUUUCUUGCCCGAGGACGACGGACCUCAGCGUGAAAAACCCGCUGAACGAGUUUUACGUGAGCAAGAGGAACGGUUACGUCGUUUGCGAAAUGCUCCUGUUCAACUUGACCCAGAACAAGUGAAGACUUGUUUUGAGUGUUCGUCUGCCGAAUUGGAUGCCAAGUAUUUGGAGGUUUUCCGGUGUCGGGUGUGCCACGUUUGUCGAGAGAAGUACCCUGAAAAGUACUCACUGCUGACUAAGUCUGAGUGUAAACAAGACUACCUGCUAACAGAGCCUGAGCUGCGUGAUGACACUGUCAUGCCUCAUCUUCUGAAAGCAAAUCCUCAUCAACAGGGCUGGUCCAACAUGAUGCUGUAUUUACGUUACCAAGUGGAGGAGUUUGCUAAGAACAAGUGGGGUUCACUUGAAGCUCUAGAUGAAGAAUUUGAACGUCGCGAGGCCAAGAAAAAAGAACAAAACGAAAAAAAGUUUGCUAAGCAGUUGCUUGAGUUACGGAAACGUACGCGUACUAGCAAUUACAGCAAGAUGAGUAUUCGCCAAAAAAACAAACACGUCCAUGCAUACACGGAAAGCUUUGAGAAAAAGGACGAGCCAGGUGUAAUAGUCCAACGGUGUUCUUGUGGUCUUGAAGUGGAGCAACUAGAAAUUUAAAACGAGAGGUAACGCUUGUGAGCUCAUCUGGCUAUUUGAGUCGUUCAUUUUGCAAAUCGUACCCGCAGCGUUUCCCGAAUAAUCAUUGCAUUCCUUCCUACCGCUCCUACCCUCUCUCUCUCUCUCUCUGCCUUUAUGAAGCAACAACAGAUCCACUUGCCUCCCUCCCACUUGUCGCAUUUCGUUAAAUGAAAUAUCGUAGUACGUCAAAUAUUACUAACCCAAUUAACGUCUAGCAA